Molecule: messenger RNA, 1917 nt
Organism: Corylus avellana
Lineage: Eukaryota; Viridiplantae; Streptophyta; Magnoliopsida; Fagales; Betulaceae
Product: L-ascorbate oxidase homolog
Molecular function (GO): oxidoreductase activity; copper ion binding
Source: RefSeq, a predicted model, not a curated record
AGUUUCCUCUGCCAAUAUUAAAGUGUCUCAUUCCACAACCCUUCAAACCCCUGAAGGCUGAAGCCACCUUUCUCUCUGCAUCAUCAUCCCCAUUGAUACACUUCUCAAAAAUGCUGCAAAAACAAGCAGGAGUUGCUGCAUGGCUUUUUUCCGCCAUUGUUAUGAUCUUGGGUGUUGUAAAUGCUGAGGACCCUUACAGGUUCUUCAACUGGAAUGUCACCUAUGGCAACAUUUAUCCCCUUGGUGUUCGUCAACAGGGAAUUCUCAUCAACGGCCAGUUUCCCGGGCCUGAAAUAUACUCUGUUACCAAUGACAAUUUAAUCAUAAAUGUUCAUAACAGCUUACCAGAACCUUUCCUCUUGUCAUGGAACGGGCUUCAGCAGAGGAGAAAUUCUUACCAAGAUGGAGUGUAUGGAACCACAUGCCCCAUCCCUCCAGGCAAAAACUUCACCUACACACUACAGGUGAAGGAUCAAAUAGGCAGCUUUUUCUACUUCCCAUCUCUUGCAUUCCACAAGGCAGCUGGUGGCUUUGGGGCUAUAAAAAUCCUCAGCAGGCCUAGGAUUCCUGUCCCAUUCCCUGAACCUGCUGGAGAUUACUCUCUUCUCAUUGGAGAUUGGUACAAGACUAAUCACACGAAAUUGAAGACCAUCUUAGAUCGUGGCCAUAGGCUUCCCUUCCCCGAUGCUAUUCUAAUCAAUGGUCGAGGGGCAAAUGCUACAUCUUUCACUUUUGAACAAGGAAAAACCUAUAGGCUUAGGAUAUCAAAUGUGGGUCUCCAAAAUUCACUCAACUUCAGGAUUCAGGGCCACAAGAUGAAGCUUGUUGAGGUUGAGGGCACCCACACGAUGCAAACCACCUUCUCUGAGCUUGACAUCCAUGUAGGCCAAUCUUAUUCGGUGCUCGUCACGGCGGACCAGCCGGCUCAGGACUACUUCGUCGCAGUCUCGACCCGUUUCACUAGACGGGUACUCACCACUACUGCCACCCUUCACUACAGCAACUCCAAACGACCCGUUUCUGGCGAAAUUCCCGGCGGACCGACCACCCAAAUAGCUUGGUCUCUUAAUCAGGCUCGUGCAAUCAGGACCAACCUUACUGCAAGUGGACCAAGACCUAACCCACAGGGAUCAUACCACUAUGGUCUAAUUAACAUUUCCAGGACCAUCAAGCUGGAGAGCUCGGCUGCACAAGUUGAUGCCAAGCAAAGAUAUGCAGUCAAUAGUGUGUCUUUUGUCCCUGCUGACACUCCCCUGAAGAUUGCAGAUUACUUCAAGAUUGGUGGUGUUUUUCGUGUAGGAAGCAUCUCUGAUAAUCCUACUGGUAAAAAGAUGUACCUUGACACUUCAGUUAUGGGUGCCGACUAUAGAGCCUUUGUUGAGAUCGUUUUUCAGAACCAUGAGAACAUUGUCCAGAGCUGGCACAUUGAUGGAUACUCCUUCUGGGUUGUUGGAAUGGACGGAGGAGUGUGGACGCCAUCCACUCGAAAUCAAUACAAUCUAAGAGAUGCGGUUUCGCGUUGCACCACACAGGUAUAUCCAAACUCAUGGACUGCAAUUUACAUGGCACUUGAUAAUGUGGGGAUGUGGAAUGUGAGAAGUGAGUUUUGGGCAAGGCAAUAUCUGGGACAACAAUUCUAUCUCCGAGUGUAUUCACCUGUGGAAUCAAUAAGGGAUGAGUUCCCCAUUCCAAAGAAUGCACUUCUCUGUGGCAGGGCUGCAGGCAAACAAACAAGACCUCUGUAAACAGAGGUUGAAGAAGAAGAAGAUCAUAGAGCAAAUAUUAAUUAACCAUUACUAGAACACAUGUGAUUGACUCAACUCGAGUCUUAUUAAUUCUUUACUUUGCAAGUUUUGCUUGGUUUAUUAUUAUUAUUAUUAUUCAUACUUCUGCAAUCAAUUUCUUUAUUUGAUUUCA